AUGUUGCAUUUUAACGACACUAAUCAUUCGUACGCGACGCGCUCCGAUGCCAAGAGCUCGUCUCCGGCGACGCGGAGAUCAAUUGAUGGCGUUGGAUACGUCGUCUCGUUUCCGAGACGUAAUUGUUGCUCGGUCCAAUUAUUCCGGUGUUUGAACUGUCGGCACCAGAGGGCGCGGUAUCAAAGGAACGCUCGUCUGACGCUGUGCAGAUCAUCGGAGGAGUCGAGUCAGUCGCGAGCCCUCCGCACCACGCCUGGUUACCUGAGCGAGUACAUCGAUGGCUCCGUGCCGUACAUGUGGUCAGAUGUCGAACGUAACGAGCAAUGUAGACAGCGCUCUAUAUCGGUGUCAGGCAGCGGGCGAGCGUUUGAAGCGCUAAUAAAUCAAAGAUCGGUGCUCGGUGGCGUGCUUGUG
Messenger RNA from Iphiclides podalirius (scarce swallowtail), 414 nucleotides. The record is from the annotation of a GenBank genome assembly. Lineage: Eukaryota; Metazoa; Arthropoda; Insecta; Lepidoptera; Papilionidae.